AUGGAUGAAACACAAAAAUCGAACAAAUUGGUUAACCAUAUAGAAAGAAACAUUCUUUCUCUUCUUUCGGUUAAGAAUGAUGAUGAGAGCAAAGGAGAAGAAUACAAACCUUUAGUUGCAUCUGGUAAAGAAGAUGAAGAAAAACAAGAAGAUGGGAACAAGACUAAAAGAGAGGAUGAUGAGAGCAAUAUAGAAGAAUUUAUCAAAUUCAAUAGCAAAGAACAAGAUAUUUCAAAUGUAACCAGUAAACAAAAAGACAAGGCAACAACAGAAGAUGAUGACGAUGAUGUGAAGGAGAUAAUACAAGACGAUAUAAGCAUUUGUUGUCGUUCAGAGGCGAGCAACAACAGCAUCUCUUCUUUCACAUUCCCCAUACUGCAUAACGAAGAAGAUGAAAGUGUCACAAUGCCGUCGUUAGAAACCAUAUGGAACGUUUACGAUAACCAGCUAUUUUCAGAGUUGUCUCAGCCGCAGAAGCAGCCGCAGCCACGACCAGAACAACAAUUUUAUUUCAUCCCAGCAACUCACACUCUAGCUCAGCUACCACCACAAAGGAAGUCGUUGUUGUCAAAGCAAACGUCUGAAACGCAAUCCCAAAAGGUUUUUAUAAACCGCUGGUUCUCUUGCUUUAAUUUUAUCAUCCAUUUCGACGUGAUUGAAUCAAGAAAUAGAAGAAGGAAGAAAAAAGGAAAGACUAGUAGAUUAUCUUUGUUUGCAUGA
This is a messenger RNA of Arabidopsis thaliana (thale cress), 720 nucleotides long. RefSeq lists its product as uncharacterized. The coding region runs from base 1 to 720 and encodes 239 amino acids. NCBI's taxonomy places the organism in Eukaryota, Viridiplantae, Streptophyta, Magnoliopsida, Brassicales, Brassicaceae. The transcript is spliced from 2 exons. The record is from RefSeq and is marked reviewed.